AUGAUCUUGGAACAACACUUCCAGACAGCCCCCCAAAAUGCACGGUACAAUUCGCCACAAAUUCAGAAUGAGCUCAUCUCAUGUGCUGGAGAGUGGAUACAGCAGCAAAUCCUCAGUGAGAUUAAAGAUGCAACAUUCUUUUCUGUUUGUGCUGAUGAAGCAGCUGAUUGUUCAAACAAGGAACAACUACCUCUUGUGCUACGCUUUGUUGAUAAAGUAAACACUAUUCGUGAGGUGUUUGUCGAGUUUGUUGUUUGCGAUACUGGCACUACUGGACAAGCCAUUGCAGAGAAAAUACUUGAGGCUUUGAAAAGGUACGGUCUUGAUAUUAGCUGCCUCCGCGGUCAAUGUUAUGAUGGAGCAGGAAACAUGGCUGGUAAAUACAAAGGGGCUGCUAAGGUUGUUCAGGAUACCUGUCCAAAGGCUGUGUAUGUGCACUGCGCAGCCCAUGUUCUGAAUCUUUGUGUUGUGGGUGCUUGUAAAGUUCAACUAGUUAAAAACAUGAUGGGCACAAUGGUAGAGAUUUGCUUGUUUUUCUCAAAUUCACCCAAACGACAGAUUGUUGAAACAUUUUCAAUCAUUAGCAGUGGCAGUUCGAGUGGCUGGAAUAGUGAGUCUUGUCGUGCAGCAGAGAGUCUUCUAAUUUGCAUCACAAGAUACCAGUUCAUUAUCUCUUUUGUGGUUGCAAAAGAAUGCCUCCAGUACACAAAGGGCCUCACAGUGUCCCUACAGAAGAGAGCUAAUGAUAUUUGCCAAGCAUAUUCUGAUGUCAAAACUGUGAUUGCUACUCUUCAAGAUGUGCGAAAAAACAUGGUUAGCAAGCAUAGGACCUGGCAUGAAACAGCAAUUACUCUCGGGGAAAAGGUGAAUGCAUCUCAGCCACAACUGCCUAGGCGCUGCUCAGUACAAACCUCCAGAAGCAACACACCUGGCGAAACUCCCGAGGUGUACUACCGCCUCACAAGUUGCGAGUGUGAGCGAAGUGUCAGUGUGCUACGUCGUCUUAAGACUUAUCUCCGCUCUACAAUGGGACAAGAAAGACUCAGUGGACUAGCAUUACUACACACACAGUAUGGAAUGAAGCUGAACCUGGAUGAAAUAGUCAACAUGUUUGCAAGAAAACAUUCCCGUAGAAUGGAACUCAUGGACAUACUUAGUGAAUUUGAUGAAGCUGAUGAAGAUUAA
Halichondria panicea is the source of this 1185-nucleotide messenger RNA. Its product is annotated as 52 kDa repressor of the inhibitor of the protein kinase-like. Bases 1 to 1185 code for a protein of 394 amino acids. The transcript is spliced from 3 exons. The record is from RefSeq and is a predicted model, not a curated record. NCBI's taxonomy places the organism in Eukaryota, Metazoa, Porifera, Demospongiae, Suberitida, Halichondriidae.